AUGUCAUUCAGUCCUCAGAACUAUGAAUCAAGCUCGUCCACGACAAAGUCGACGUCUCCAGCCCAUACGGCCGCCCAGUCGGCUAACCUCGCUUCUCCCCCGUCGUCAGUCGCCAUGCAGCCACACUCGGUCUCUCAGUCGACUGUAACGACGUCCACCUCCUGCCCAACUCCAGCUAGUAGUACUAGCGGUCUCGCAAGAGAUGGAUCUGAUGGCCCAGGCGCGAUCGCCGCGUCAUUUGCCGACGGAAAGAUCCCUUUCGAGACACUUGGAAGCGACACGAAACCUUUGGCGCAUGACCACCACAAUAACGAGAAGAGUAUUGAUACGCAGAAACCGUCCUCUAACGAUAGUAAUGAUCAUGAUCCUAUGGAUAUUGACCUGAAAGAAGGAGCUGGCCUGUCAGAAGAACCAAGUCUAGAGUCUCUCCAGCGAGACGUUGGAGAGGCAAUAGGCCUCUGCAAAUCCUCCUACACCUCGACUCUGCCAGUUCCCAAGUUCGAUAUCGUAUCCCUCUACGGCCUUGGACCUAUAGCUGCCUCGGUCGCUCGCACAGAUCCCGUAACAGGUGAGAAGAUAAAUCGGCUACGGAAGUCUUACGAAGGGAAGAUCAAGGGUUUGGGUCUGGCUGGUAGAAAUAAGCCAGUUAAACAAGAACCGGGUGCCCCUGGUGGACUACGGAAUUUAAUGAUGUGGCCUGAUGAAGAAUGGUACAACCAAAAGGUUGCGGGCAAGGAGAUCACGAUCGCGGAGCCGGAUACCGCAUUCUACAAGCAACAACUCAGAGCUAUGAAAAUGGAACCAGGUAUUACGCCAAGAAAUGAAUAUUGGGAAGACGUACUCGGGCACGAAAAAUCAUCGAAGAAUGCUGCUGAGCAGUUACCGAAGAAACCAGGCUCUAGCUCCUUCAAAAACACUCCUCAAAGCAACGGUACACCUGCGGCUCAAGCCUCUUCUGCGACAGUUGCGCCAGAUCCGGGUCGCCCCAAACGUGCAGGCCGCAAAAGAAGCUACCACGACAGCAGCUUUGUCGGGUAUGGCGAAGGAUUUCCCGAUGAUGAUGACUUGGAAGGCUCUCUCUAUUCCAAUGAUGAUGACGGGGGCAGCGUAGGCAAGAAAAAACGAAAGAAGAUGGUUCGUUCUUCCUGCAUGUUUAUUGUCCUACCUGUUCUUGGAUACCUACCUUUUUAUACUCUUUGA
Messenger RNA from Trichophyton benhamiae CBS 112371, 1200 nucleotides. RefSeq lists its product as uncharacterized. Gene Ontology annotation, cellular component: mediator complex. Gene Ontology annotation, biological process: regulation of transcription by RNA polymerase II. The transcript has 2 exons. Gene Ontology annotation, molecular function: transcription coregulator activity. Bases 1 to 1200 code for a protein of 399 amino acids. The record is from RefSeq and is a predicted model, not a curated record. Lineage: Eukaryota; Fungi; Ascomycota; Eurotiomycetes; Onygenales; Arthrodermataceae.